AUGAUAUCAUCGUUUAGAUCCUGAUCGUAACUCUUCGAGCAGCCUUCCCCAACGUGAUCCGCUUCUGCUGCUGUGUGGCCGUCAUAUAUUUGGGCUACUGCUUCUGCGGCUGGAUUGUGCUGGGACCGUACCAUGUGAAGGAAUGCAGGAGAGCAGCACUCUGGUGUGGCUCUUCAGCCAAGUGUACCUGUACACCUUCAUCUCGCUCUUCAUCUACAUGGUGCUGUCGCUCUUCAUCGCGCUCAUCACCGGAGCCUACGAGGCCAUCAAGCAUCAGACCCAGGAGCCCAUUCACAUCACAGACCUGCAUGCUUUCAUAGCUGAGUGCACCGAUGCGCCAAACUCCGGCAAGUUCAGGGGCCUGGAGACAUCGCCGUGCUCCUUUUUCUGCUGCUGUGACAGGAUGACAACAUAUGAGGACGUCCUGCUGGUGAACUGAGGAAGAAUUCGGUUCAACUUACAAGAAGUCCCCUCUGGAACAAGC
Molecule: messenger RNA, 484 nt
Organism: Hippocampus zosterae (dwarf seahorse)
Lineage: Eukaryota; Metazoa; Chordata; Actinopteri; Syngnathiformes; Syngnathidae
Product: mucolipin-1-like
Exons: 4
Coding region: 143-439 (98 amino acids)
Cellular component (GO): plasma membrane; lysosomal membrane
Molecular function (GO): NAADP-sensitive calcium-release channel activity
Source: RefSeq, a predicted model, not a curated record